Messenger RNA from Anopheles coustani, 1209 nucleotides. RefSeq names its product odorant receptor 4-like. The transcript is spliced from 7 exons. The record is from RefSeq and is a predicted model, not a curated record. Gene Ontology annotation, biological process: sensory perception of smell; detection of chemical stimulus involved in sensory perception of smell. The coding region runs from base 1 to 1209 and encodes 402 amino acids. Lineage: Eukaryota; Metazoa; Arthropoda; Insecta; Diptera; Culicidae. Gene Ontology annotation, cellular component: plasma membrane. Gene Ontology annotation, molecular function: odorant binding; olfactory receptor activity.
AUGGCCAUCGGACCUGGCUCCUUCGAGGACACCCUGAAAAACACAAACAUUAUGCUGCGCAUGAUGGGCAUUCCGCCGUGUGGGGAGCCUUAUCCUGACACGGCCAUGGCGCUGCUGAGGAGCAAUGUUGGCUUCAUUGGUUCGUUUCUACUGCUCGUUUACACGACACUCGGUGAGGUGAUCUAUCUUGUGCAGAUGCUCCAGGGUUCCGAGGUGAACUUCCUGGAGGUAACCUUCCAGACGCCCUGCAUCGGUUACUGCCUUAUCGGUGUACUUAAGAUGAUUCUGCUGGCCGUGCGGCGAAAUACGAUCGCAGAGUUGGUGCAGCUUUUCCGCACCAAGUGGAAAAAGGCGAUCAUAAGCAACGAGAACUGGACAGUGUGCGAAGAAACCAUGCGACCGGCCAUUAGGGUUACCUCCGUCACGGCACUGGCAAACGUCGUGAUGGGAAUCGCCUUCACUAUGCUGCCGAUAGCGGAAAUGCUCUACCACUGGCUGCACAGUGGCUCCUGGGUCCGCCAGCUGGCCUUCAACAUCUGGUGGCCGUUCGAUGUGUUCGCGGGGACACAGUACUUCUGGUUUAGCUAUCCGCUCUACGUGAUUAUUGGGUUUAACGGCAUCAUCAUCCAUAUGGCUUUCGAUUGUUUAUUUUGCAUUUUGGCUGCUCACCUGUGCUUGCACUUUCGUAUUCUAAAACUGAACAUCGAAAAUGUUGCCGAUGAGUGUGAGGAAGCAAGAGCCGCGAACGAGAGACGGCUGCAAGACGCGAUCGUUCAGCAUCAGGAUCUUAUCGGUUGCAGUGCGUUCUUACAGGAUGUGUUCGGCGUUGUGCUGUUUCUUAACUUACUCGGCAGCUCGAUUAUUAUUUGCAUACAGGCGUUUAUGAUAACGACGGUCUCCGGAUAUACACUGAUAAAGUUUGUUUUGUUUAUGCUGUGCUUUUUGAUCGAAUUGCUAAUGCUGUGUGCGUACGGGGAGGACAUUGUGCAAUCGAGUGGAGCUGUAGCCGAUGCAACGUACAAUUGCAAGUGGUACGAGGAAAGCAGGUUGUUUAAGACUUCGAUAUUGCAGAUUUUACACACAGCCCAGAAACCCAUCGUGGUAACUGCUUGGAAAAUUUGGCCUGUGCAGAUGGUGACGUUUAGAGGAAUCUUGCAAGCUUCAUGGUCCUACUUCACGCUGCUGAAAACGGUUUAUGCUGAUAACUAA